Messenger RNA from Emiliania huxleyi CCMP1516, 652 nucleotides. RefSeq lists its product as hypothetical. The record is from RefSeq and is a predicted model, not a curated record. The coding region runs from base 23 to 538 and encodes 171 amino acids. The transcript has a single exon. NCBI's taxonomy places the organism in Eukaryota, Haptophyta, Isochrysidales, Noelaerhabdaceae.
GGCCGACGCCAGGCCUUGCACAAUGUUUUCGCUCCUCGCCUCGCUACCUCCGAGCGCCGCCGCCGUCGCGAUCGGUCCACACUUCGUGCCCUCCGGCAGCAAGCGGGUUUGGAUCGGUGGACGCCCAGCGCAGCCACUGCGACCCGAGCAGAGGCAAUCGUUGCUAGCGGACUUGGCGGAGGCUGUGCUCGCGCCAAGUCCUUUUGCUUUGGUCGACAUCCCUAAGCGUUCGACUCCCCGGUCUCGGCCCGCCAAAAUGGCCAUGGCCGACGCCGCCGACGAGGAUCCGCUGACGGCCGCUCUUGGCCGCGAGGCACAGCGCUUUGCGGACGAGAUGUCCCGAACUGUCAAUGUCGACCAUGCGGCGCUCGAGCUCGCGACCGCUGCGGCUCGUGACGCCACCAUCACCACAUUCGAGAGCGACGAAGCGGAGGACGAUCGCUGGGCCUCCCUCUUUUUGGCGCGUGGCGCGUUCAGCGCGGAGGCGGCUUGCGCUGCCGCAGAGUUCCGCCGCACGUGGAUCUCGCCGCAGCCGUGAGCGUGCCCUGGGGCCGCUCGGCCGACUGUGGAUUGACUGUGCUGCAUGUCUUCAAGUCCUCCUCCGUCUCAUGUACAAUUCUACUCGAAUCAAAAGAGCGAGACGCGCCCUCGC